Lodderomyces beijingensis is the source of this 1194-nucleotide messenger RNA. NCBI's taxonomy places the organism in Eukaryota, Fungi, Ascomycota, Pichiomycetes, Serinales, Debaryomycetaceae. The record is from the annotation of a GenBank genome assembly.
AUGAGAUUAUCACAAACUGCCCUUUGCGCUAUUGUCGCCUCAUCCGCUUUCGUUUCAGCUGCUCCCGCUGUUGUUGCAGAACAAACCAUGAUCAAGAGAGAAGAUGUCAACGACGUCUUGGCCAUCUUGAAGGAACUUAAAGAACACAGAGCCAAGAGAGAAUUCCUUUCUGGCGACGAGUUGAUUGCUCACGACAAGAGAGCCGACUCCGUUAUUGGUCAAUUGAUCACUGCCUUGACCAACUCUGGUAUCAUUGGUGACGUUUGGAACAUCUUGACCACCGACCAAGCCAUCUCAUCUUCGAUCUCCGCCAUCAUCCAAUCGGCUAUCCAAACUGCCGUUGUCCAAGGUCCAGCUUUGAUCCAAGCUGUCUGGAACUCUGGUUUGUUGGGAACCAUCUUCAACAAGUUCUUGAACGAUGCCGACUUGAGAAACGCCUUUUUGGACGUUGCUGCUUCCAUCUUUGGUACUGCUGUCAACUUGAUCACCUCAUGGUUGUCUAGCUCCUCAUCAACUUCAUCCAAGAGAGACUUCCAAGAACUUGCCGUUGUCAAUGUUUCCGCUAGAGACAUCAUUGACAGUGAAUACUUGGACAAGAGAGACUUGGCCUCAAUCUUGACUUUUAUCGUUGAGCAAAUCAAGGACUCAGGUAUCGUCACCUCGGUCAUCAACUGGGUCUUGAACGACCCUCAAGCCACCGUCAGCUUCUUGACCUCUGCUUUCCAAACCGGUUUGGUUGUUGCUGAGCAAUUGUACGGCUGGGCCAAACAAUCUGGAUUGUGGGACUCUGCUUUGACCUACAUCCAAAACAAUGCUGGUCAAUGGGCCGGUGCCAUUGCCUCAUUCUUGGGUAAUGCUUUAACCAACGGUUUGAUCUCAGCCUCAGACAUUGACUCCCGUUCAGGCUCAUCGCUCUCGGCUAGAUCCGUCGUCAGCACUGCUGCUCCACAACUCUCCACCAGAGCCACCACCGUUGUUACUUCAGCCACUGGUGCUGGUGCUGCUGCUGCUCCAAAAGCCGCCACUGCUGCUACUGGUGCUGGUGCUUUGUCCUCCUUGGUCAACCAAUACGGCACUGCCACCACUGCCCCAGCCAUCCAGGCCAACACUGCUAACUUGGCUGGAAGCUUGAACACCCUCGUCAACGCUGCCAACUCCGCUUCUACUGCCACCAAAGCCAGAAGAAACUACUAA